Messenger RNA from Vollenhovia emeryi, 962 nucleotides. RefSeq lists its product as uncharacterized. The record is from RefSeq and is a predicted model, not a curated record. The transcript is spliced from 3 exons. Bases 1 to 945 code for a protein of 314 amino acids. Lineage: Eukaryota; Metazoa; Arthropoda; Insecta; Hymenoptera; Formicidae.
AUGGACGACAAGCGUAUUUCCUCGACGGAAGCCUCGCCUGUCGCCCUAAACGAUGCCCCUCAAGAUUCGGAGUCCCGAGACUGCAAAAUUCCCAAAUGUCACCCGGAGAAACGCGACGAAGCAGGCACGCAAGAAGUAAUCGGAAAUGUACCCGCGAUUUACAUUGAGACGUCUGAGGAGGACGACGCAUCCGAAGGAUUGUCGGGCGAUGUCGAGCGAUUGGAGAUUCAACUUCCACUCGCGACAGAUUUAGAAUCGUCCAUCGACCGUGGAAAAGAAUUCGCAUCCAUUCUUCACGAUCGCGCCCAGAGGCUCUUGUCGGAAAUGACGAGCCUUCGGGAAAAACUGGACGAGGAGGCGGCUCUUUGGAAAAAAGAGAGGGAAGAGUUUCAGCUUUCACGUGAGAGAAGCGAUGCCAUUGCGUUUGAAGAGGCAACCGCGGCCGCGCGGGCCGCAGCCGCGGCUUAUGCCGUUGAAUCGCCGCUCUCGAGCGACCUGGAUAACAUCGUUGACAUUACGCCGGAGCGCAGCAUCAGGGAACUCGCGAUACUCGAGUACGAAAAGAAUCUCGCCAAGUACCAUGACCGACACUCCUUCGAGCAAGCCGAGCAACGUUACAACUCGUAUAAGCGCGUGCUCGUCGACGCCUACAGGCAAAAGCUGUCGGAGGUCGAGCGCCUCUGCGACGAGGAAUUGCAGAACAUUCAACAGAACGCGAGCUGCCUGCAGCCGUUCAAGGAGAUCGUCUCGCAGUGGUCCGUCGACGAGAACGGUCAUGGUGAUUCACAGCGCGGUUACGACGAUCCACCCGAGUUCACAGAAUCAUCCAAAAUCGUCGAGACUAGUCCAAGCAAUGAUUGGUGCAUAUACGGGAAGGUCGACAACGAAGUCAACAUGAUCCCGGAAAUUUUAUCCGCCCGUUUCAAACGGGAGGAAGCCAUAUAAGAGCACGCUACCUCAUU